AUUCUUUCUAGAACGAACGAAAACUUCGCGCAUGCGUACACGUUUCAGUUGUCAAACGGUGGUUAUGGAGAUAAACGUAGGCAACUGCUGUACUUGGAGCUCAGGUACAGGAUGCCUCAUAAGAUAGACUUCUCUGUGAUCAGCUGGUCUGGUCAUGAAGGAAACUACAGUGGCAAAAAUCUGAUGGUCCACGGGCCCACUGUCAGUGGCUGGAGAUCCACCAGGUUCUGUCCAUUCCCUCAGGAAAUCAUAUUGCAGUUGGUUGAGAGAUGUCGAGUCAGGAAACUCCAGCUACUGGCCCAUCAGUACCUGAUCCCAUCCAAGAUCGAGUUCCACAUUGGAGACAGACUGCCAGAGUCCAGCUCACCCCAACAGACCCAUAGUCUUCACAGAUUGGGGUACGUGUCUCUCUCUGAAAACGAGAAGACUGGUUUCAGAGCCAGAGAGCUGAAGUCUGUUCACGUUGAUGCUGUUGGGUCUUACUUGAAGCUCACCUUUCACAGAAACCAUGUUAAUCAAUACAACAGCUACAAUCAGGUUGCAUUGGUGGCCCUAAAUAUUUUGGGUGACCCUGUGGAUGGAAAUGAGAUUUGGACAGCACUAAGCAAAGAUCAGCUGAUUGAUCAGUAUCUAAACAACAGCCAAUACAGCUCAGCUUUGGACGGCACACACACUGGGCUCUCAAGUUAUAAAUGUGACUCUAUCUCGCCGCUCGAUGACUUGGCGUUUGACAUGUAUCAGGACCCUGAGGUGGCCCACAUCAUUCGUUUACUGGACCAGAAAAAACAGGACAUGGUUCGAGGGGAAAGAUUUGAUCUGGCUAAAAAACUCAAACAAGCUAUCGCAGACCUCCAAAAGGUGGGUGAGCGUUUGGGCCGGUAUGAUGUGGAGAAACACAGUGCCAUAGAACGAGAGGACUAUGACACAGCUAAGCAGAAAAAGGAACAAAUGGAAGCUUACAGGCUCACAGUCUACCAGCAGCUGGAGCUCCAUGACCUGCUGGACAUCAGUCAGAUCCAGAGAAUUCCCGAGCUUUCCAACUCUGAAUUCCCCUAUCCACGUGUUGGGACACAGAAACACGUGCCUCAUCUAGCAGACUCACCCAAGAAGAGAAGACAGAGGCAACGUGUGAAGGAGACUGAUGAGCAGGACACUCCAAAAGCAGCUAGCCCCAAACAUACAGUCGCCCAAACACCCCUCACUCCUCCUCACUUCCCCAAGACCGAUAUCAGUUCUCUUCCUUAUGAUGAGAGGCCUUUACCUGCUCUUAGGAAGAGGUCGAGUGGUCAGCCAGUCAGUGAGCUCGAUGAGAUGCCCCCUCUGACGGACACAACCACCCCAUCUAGCCUUGGGGCCACAGGACAACCAGAACCGCUCACAGAGAAAGCUCAGAGAGAGGCCAGUCUGCCCAUCGACAUCUAUGGAGACAGUCUGGUGGCCGGGGCCUAUUCCAAGACGUGGUCAUACAGGGAGGAUGCUUUGCUGACAGUCUACAAGAAACUGUUGGAGGUUCCACGUGGAACCCCAAAAGCAGAACUGCGGAGCAUGACCAGAGCAGCUGUGUUCCUCUGCAAGAAAGCUCUCACAGAUAAAGUGUCAUCUGUGUUUCUUGCAUCUCUCAAUCUGCUUCGAAUGAUUCUGAGUGAGUUUAUUCCCAACCAUCAGCUGGGCAAAUCUGAGAUCAGUCACUGUGUGGAACAGACUUGGAAUAAUCUGCUCUCCAGGACCGGAGAAUCAGCCCUGAGACUGAGAACCCCAGCUAUUACCUUCAUACAGGAAAUGGCUUUAUUUAAGGAGGUGCGAGCUGUGCAGAUGGUUCCUGUGGAGCUUGUGAGGCCCAUGCAGAGCAGUGCACCCACCAGACUGGCGCUGAGCAGACUGGAACUGCUGGAGAAGCUUCUGGAACAGCUGGGCACCAAGGACUCUGGCUUCACCCUUGACAACGUCAUGCGGUUUCUGGCAGGUGGACUGGAGCACAGUGCUGCCCCGGUGCGGGAACUCUCUGUGAGAGUUGUCCUGGCUAUGUACGGUCUUCAAGGAAAAGCAGUUCUGAAUUAUCUGCCACCUGAUGACAACAGCACACGUAAAAAUGUCCUCUACAAGAACCUUUUUGACUCACUUGCAAAAUUAGAUGGAAACACCAUCAACACACAGAAGCCAAAAAAAGGGUCAGAAAAAGAAGAUGGUGAGAAAGAAAAAGAGGAAAUCAGGAGCUUGCAAGAGCAGCUUGCAGUGCUGAAGGAGAUCAGUGAGAAAGGGAAGGACAAUACUAGAGUACCUGAGAAAAAAACUGAGAAGGCAACCAAAUCAGCAGGUGUUAAGAAGGUAAACCAGUCUGUACCUGCUGAUGUGAAAGGCAGCGAACCAUCUGUUGCUAACUUCUUAGACAAUCUGUGUAUUUUCUGUGGAGAGAGAGAUGAAUCAUUCACUGAGGAUGGACUCGAUCUUCACUACUGGAAACACUGUCCGAUGCUGCAGCGCUGCCUUCAGUGCAGACAGGUGGUGGAGAUUGCAAGCCUGACAGAGCACUUGCUGACUGAGUGUGAGCAGAGGGCAAAUUUUACCCAGUGUCCUCUCUGCUCUGAAGCUCUCACCCGAGAUGAGCUAACUGAACAUGCUCAAAGCGCUUCUUGCAAUCCACCUGCUUCUGGAGAAAACUGUAAUCACUGUCCUCUCUGCCAUGAAAACUUCGCCUCAGGGGAGGAGGUCUGGAAGUCUCACCUCAUGGGAAUUGAGGGUUGUAAACAGAACUCACGGAGGAGAGUGGUACAGCAGAGCACUCUCUCACAUGCACAAGGAAAAACGGUCAGCACAGCCAUAGCUAAAACUACAACGGUCAUAUCCGAGUCCAAGACUCGAGGGCUGGGCAGGGGCAGUCGUAUCCCCGCUCCUGCUUCUAGGACCAACAGACACACCAGAAUUCCUCCAGGCAAGGCUUCUACCCACAGACUACUACAGGCAUAGCACACGGGCUAAAUGCUAACUCCAGCAGCUUUGCUGGAACAAUCUCAUAUGAGUGAUUCAUAGCGAAAAAACACAAAGUUUUCAAAUAAUGCAUUAUUGCACUUACUGUUGUACUGAUUUAUAAAUAUUACUACAAGGUACAGCAUCAUUAUUCUAAGCACACAUUAUCAUUGACACCUGAUAUAAAAUUUUCCCAUAAAUGAAUGUAAAAUAUCAUGUCAGUGGCUUGUGAAUAAUAAUACUUGAGCAGAAAAACAGGUUUAUGAGCAGAUGCGCAGUCUGUAUUUUGCUCUGUUUAUCCUUUCAGGUGGAUCACCUGGAUUUUUUUGUUAUCUAUUUGAGAAUUUUAUUCUUGUAUGUUGUUUUGUACUUGUUUGUUUACUGUGUGUGUGUGUGUGGAGUAUGUGAAUAUUUAGUGAUCGUAGCAUUUUGAUAUUUAAAAGUUUUUAAAGCAUCAUUAGCACCAUAGCCAAAAGUGAAAAGUAGCCUUUGAAAAGUAAACAAUUCUGUCAAAAGAUUUAAACUUCAGACAGAUUCUCAUUGUGUCUGAUUCAGAUAAUGCACUUCAAUUACCUGCAGCACUCGCUUUUCAACAUUUAGGUACCAAACUAACAAAAAAGGAAGGCAAAGGCUAAUUAAAGCCACAGAACUGCCUUGGUGCUUCUCAAAGAAUCAGGACAUGGAACAAAAAUGUUGCCAAUAAAUGAAGGCACUGCUGGGAGAAUAAAGAGCCAUAAGGGAUGAUGAUGAUGCUAUUAAGACUCUUAUUUCAUAUGUUUGGUCUUUGCAUUUAUUUCAGUAUUAUAGAAACUUUUGCCUCUGUUUGUUGGCACCUAAACGUUUUUUGUCUAGUGUGUGACGUGUGAAAUCACAGGGUAUGAUCUGCAUCAAACUACAGUAUGCUGUGUAAUAAAAGUAAUGAUUUAGUCCAGACAUAUUUAUAAAAUCAUUGAGUCCGAAGAUAUGAAACAUUAUGAUAGACAGUCUGAGUGGAAUAUGCUGAUCCUGUGCCUGAAAAUGCUUUUUAAAUUAUUAAAGUCAGUUUCCCUAUUGUGCGAGCCAGGGAGUGCAUUUUUAAAGAUACAACCCCAAUAGGCUUUAACAGUAUGUUAAACCAGAAUAAAACAAACCAGUUUAAAACUGAUUGUGAUCUCAGCAGAGGCGUUUCUUUUUAAGAAUGUCUUCUGGAGUCAUGGUUGACAUUUAUGCAUUGUCUGUAGUUCUUUACAGCUCACUGUGGAGACAUCCAUUAUGUAACUGACAUAAAUCAACCCUCGCAGACAUGAUUCACUCAUGUGGCUUUACAAAGAUGUCUAAUAUAUAAAUAUAUCAGUUAUUUAUUAAAUAAGUCAACCUAAUCAAUUAUUUCAAAGUGGAGAGAGUGCUGUAAAAACACUCAGUUGUUUUCUCAGAUGACUGACACAUACCCAAAUAGUAUUCAUUUUUCAGUCAGAGUUGUAUAUUUUUUUUACUGGUAAUAUAUAGAGCAUCAUAGAUUGUUUUUGUGGAGUAGAGCUUUUUUGUGUUUGCUUUAAUUUGGAUUUAUUUUAGUUACAGUAGCAAAAUUAAGAAGCACAGUAGAGUUUUUGUCUAUCAUGGUAAUCUUGAUGAGGUACCUGAAAAUGCUGCACUAAUGUGUAUUGUCGGUUCUCAAGGACAUGAUUGACAGCUUAAUUUGGGAAAACUAAAUUAAUUUAACUGCCACUUACAGACUAAUUGAUAUGUGCAGUCUUGGUCUGGCUGCUUUCAUGUUCACAGGCGUACAGUUCACAGCUUUAAUGUUGUCUGUACAAGCUUGUUUGCAAUUGCAAUGAGAACAUUUAAGACUUUGCAAAACAAGAGUUUGAAGAUUUAUACUAACUGUAAUUUGAAGUGUUUCACCACACAUUAAUUACAUGCCCCUAUAUCAGUGGAAGCUACAAUCUGUUUCUAGCUUUAUUUGAUUUAAAUAAAUGUAUUUGAAUAAAAAUGU
Messenger RNA from Carassius auratus (goldfish), 4936 nucleotides. Its product is annotated as centrosomal protein of 104 kDa-like. The transcript has 22 exons. Lineage: Eukaryota; Metazoa; Chordata; Actinopteri; Cypriniformes; Cyprinidae. Gene Ontology annotation, cellular component: cilium. The record is from RefSeq and is a predicted model, not a curated record. Bases 112 to 2964 code for a protein of 950 amino acids.